Rotaria sp. Silwood1 is the source of this 1344-nucleotide messenger RNA. The record is from the annotation of a GenBank genome assembly. Lineage: Eukaryota; Metazoa; Rotifera; Eurotatoria; Philodinida; Philodinidae.
AUGGCCUAUCAUAUGAAACUCGUUCAGAAACAUGGUCACAUUUACAUCAGUGGUUUCGGUCCUUGGACACGUAUUGCUGUGAUGGAGCCGGAUAUCAUUGCUGAUGUUCUUUCUCGUUCAAAUAGUCAAGACUUUUUGCGAACAACGGACAAUGGCGUAGGUCUCAAAACCUUGGUUGGAACGCGUAAUCUAGUAAUGACCAAUGGAUUAGAUCAUGACCGCGCGCGAAAGAUGGUUAAUCCAGCUUUUCAUUUCGUCAAGCUUCCAUCAAUAGCAUUGAUUAUGAUCAAUCAGACUGCUAAGGCCAUUGACAAACUUCUUAAAUUAUCAUCUGAAAACCAGUUUAUUGAUUUACAGAGAGAAUUUCAAAAACUUACAUUGGCAAUCAUAGCGUCGAGUACUUUGGGUAAUGGUUUUGAAAAUAUGGAUGACGUCAAAGAAACCAUAUCUGGAGGAUUUGCUUUAGCGCUCGAUGCAGUACAAUAUCGGGUACUGCAUUUGAUUGAUCAUAUUCCUAUUAUUUCCCGAUUACCCUUUUGGUACAAGUCUUAUCUAGACAAAGGAUGUCGAGACAUUUCUGAAUUCGUCGAACAGACCAUUAGCGAUCGUCGACAUGGCCGAUCGAUUAGUCAAUCUUCAGGUGCUGAUCUUCUUGAUCUUCUUCUUUCGGCUAUUGAUGAUGACGGAAAGCCGUUCGAUAAUCAAGAGAUCACUGAUCUAGCUAAAUCUUUUUUAUUUUCUGGACAUGAGACAACUGGUAAUCUGAUGACAUGGACCAUGUAUGUGCUAAUGACUAACAAAGAUGUAUGGCGUGCUUGCCAAGACGAAGUCGAUAGAGUACUUCCCGACGGUAUCGAACCUACAUACGAACACCUAAGUAUGCUCGUUGUCUGCGAGGCCGUUUUGCAAGAAACACUUCGCCUUUAUCCAACAGCUCCUUUCUUCACACGUCAAUGCAUUCAUGAGCAUAUCGUUAGUAGUAAUAGUCAUGGUCAGUUACGUAUUCCUGUGGGAACAACUAUUAUACUAAACGCUUAUGCACUUCAUCGUCGUGAUGACUUUUGGCCUCGACCACUCGAAUUUGACUAUACUCGAUGGAUGCGUGAUCCAGUCAGUGGCCUAAGGCCAAAACUAGCUCAUCCAUUCUGUUAUUUACCAUUUGGGGCUGGACCACGUAAUUGCAUUGCUCAGAAUUUCGCUUUACUCGAAGCCAAAAUUAUAUUAGCCAUGUUUGUACAACGAUGUGACUUUGAAAUGGAACCUGGCCAGAAAAUAACGCCCGACAUUCGCCUCACUAUGCGAUCCAAGUACGGAUUACGAGCUCGAGUAAACAGACGGCAGUGA